GUAGUGGAGAAGUGAGCUAAGCAACAGCAGAAUGUCUGGUCGUGGCAAGCAAGGAGGCAAGGCUAGGGCGAAGGCCAAGUCCCGCUCUUCCAGAGCCGGGCUCCAGUUCCCCGUGGGCCGCGUUCACCGUCUGCUCCGCAAAGGGAACUACGCCGAGCGAGUGGGGGCCGGCGCGCCCGUCUACCUGGCAGCCGUGCUGGAAUACUUGACGGCGGAGAUUCUGGAGUUGGCUGGCAACGCGGCUCGGGACAACAAGAAGACCAGGAUCAUUCCCCGCCACUUGCAGCUGGCCAUCCGCAACGACGAGGAGCUCAACAAACUCUUGGGCAAAGUGACGAUCGCUCAAGGCGGCGUGUUGCCCAAUAUCCAAGCCGUCCUCCUGCCCAAGAAGACGGAAAGCCACAAAGCCAAAGGCAAGUGAGGCUGCUGUCGCUUCCCAGGCCGGCCAGUUCUCUCGUCAAACUCAACCCAAAGGCUCUUUUCAGAGCCACCCACAGCUUUCAGGAAAGAGCUGGCAAUCUCUGGAUUGCUACCCGCUUGCUGGGAACGCCUUUUGGGUUUCAACUUAUCUAAUAUUUCGCUUAUAGGGAUUGUAAAACGGGCA
Molecule: messenger RNA, 604 nt
Organism: Elgaria multicarinata webbii
Lineage: Eukaryota; Metazoa; Chordata; Lepidosauria; Squamata; Anguidae
Product: histone H2A type 2-C-like
Exons: 1
Coding region: 32-421 (129 amino acids)
Biological process (GO): heterochromatin formation
Cellular component (GO): nucleosome; chromatin
Molecular function (GO): protein heterodimerization activity; DNA binding; structural constituent of chromatin
Source: RefSeq, a predicted model, not a curated record